GUUUAUUUUCGUGAUGGAAAUCCGUCGCAGACGAACAAAAACGAACGAUAAUAAACGAUUAUUGCGGCAAAGCGCGAAGUUUGAUUGCGAUGAAAUCGCUACCGGCGACUACGUUACAAAUAGGAUCCAAAAAGAAGAGGGUGACCAGGAAAUUUUAUUGCAAAAAUCAAAUGAAAAGUAUUUGUCAGAAGAAGAAUCUAAGAUAGUUCAUGAAGAAAAACGAGCUAGAAUAAAGAUAUAUUUGGAAAUCGAUCUAAUAGCUGUUAUUUUAUUGAUUGCUGGUCUUGUCACACGUCUCUAUAGAUUGGAAGAACCGAGAAGUAUAGUGUUUGAUGAACUGCAUUAUGGUAAAUAUGUGGGCUUGUAUAUGAAACAAACAUUUUUUUUUGAUUCGCAUCCACCAUUGGGAAAGCAACUUAUUUCUAUUGCUGCAUAUAUAGCAGGCUUCGACGGACAAUUCAAGUUUGAUAGAAUAGGAAGUCCAUAUGCUGAUACAGUUCCUCUUUUCGCAUUGCGUUUAUUUCCUGCCCUAUGUGGGAGUCUCAUAAUACCAACAGCUUAUCAUCUUGCCCUUGAAUUAGGUCUGAAACAAUGGACUGCUAUGAUCGCAGGAAUACUCUUAUUGUUUGAUAAUGCUCUUCUUACGCAAUCACGAUUCAUUUUAAUGGAAAGUAUGUUAAUUCAAUUCUCAUUGUUUGGAUUAUUAUGUAUAAUAAAGUUUAGAAAGGUCAUGGAUCAGCCAACAAGUUUUUCAUGGUGGUUGUGGUUGUCUCUAGGAAUUGCAAGUUUAACAUGUGCUGUAUGUGUAAAAUAUGUUGGAUUCUAUUCAUUGGUCCUUGCCAUUUACCUCAUCACUCGAGAUUAUUGGUCUUUGAUACCUAGAAAAACUUUAUCUACAAUAAGAUUACUUGGUCAUCUGUUAUUGAGAAUUGUUCUAAUAAUCGUUGUGACGAGUUCUAUAUAUCUAGGUGUUUUCUAUAUACAUUUGGAAACACUUUCUAAAGCUGGUCCGCACGAUGCAGUAAUGACUAGUGCAUUCCAGGCAAGUUUAGAAGGUGGUCUUGCAAGUAUUACAAAGGGACAACCUUUAGAAGUUACACAUGGUUCACAAAUCACGUUGAGACAUACUUAUGGAAGAGCAUGCUGGCUUCAUAGUCAUAGUCAUAUGUAUCCAUUGAGAUAUCCAGAUGGUAGAGGAAGUUCACAUCAACAGCAAGUCACUUGUUAUUCAUUUAAAGAUGUCAAUAAUUGGUGGAUAGUAAAAAGACCAGAUAGAAAUGAUUUGGUAGUUACAAAACCUAGUGAACCAAUAAAACACGGGGAUGUGAUACAAUUGGUUCAUGGUAUUACUAGUCGAGCAUUAAACUCUCAUGAUGUUGCAGCACCUAUGACACCUCAAAGCCAAGAGGUGUCCUGUUAUAUUGACUACAAUGUAUCCAUGCCUGCUCAAAAUCUUUGGAGAGUAGAAAUAACAAAUAAAGAUCAGUUGGGUGACAUAUGGCAUGCCAUUCAAAGCCAAGUACGCCUGAUACAUGUAAAUACUGAAUAUGCAUUAAAAUUUAGCGGUAAACAGUUACCAGAUUGGGGUUUCAAUCAAUAUGAAAUUGUAGCAGACAGAUUGGUGGAUCAAUCGAAUUCUAUUUGGAAUGUUGAAGAACAUAGAUAUACUAAAAAUGAAGAUCAAAAGCAAAGAGAAAGAGAACUUAUUAAUGCAGAGAUGAUACCAUUGCGUGCAACUACGCUGAGUUUUUGGGAGAAGUUCGUGGAAUUGCAAAUAAAAAUGUUAUUCGGUGGUCAAGAGGGACAAAAUAGUCAUAUGUAUUCAAGUGGGCCAUUAGAAUGGCCACUUAUGUCUAGAGGCAUAGCAUAUUGGGUUUCUAAUGAUAGCAAUGCACAAAUCCAUCUUUUAGGAAACAUAGCAAUAUGGUACUCUGGUACAGCAGCUUUAAUAGUAUACACUGUUCUCUUAAUAUUUUAUAUGAUGAGAAGAAGAAGAAUGUGUUUUGAUAUUAUUAAUGGAGAAUGGAACAGAUUUCUUAAUGCCGGUGGCAUAUUACUAUCUGGCUACUUUUUACAUUUUUUACCAUUUGUAUUUGUAGAACGAAAUUUAUUUUUACAUCAUUAUUUACCAGCAUUUGUUUUUAAGGUCCUUUUAACAGCAGCAAUGAUAGAUCAUAUUUAUUAUUUAAUAAGAAGACGACAUACUAAUAAUACGAUUUUAUACGCAGUAACAUUUAGUACUAUUACAUGGCUAAUUUUUAUUAUUUACGUAUUCCGAAAAUUUGGUGCACUUAGUUAUGGGACAAUACCCCUUAGUACCAAGGAUAUAUUGAAAUUAAAAUGGAAAGACUCAUGGGAUUUCAUCAUACACAAAUCUUAAUAAUUAUAAUUUGACGUUAUAAAAAUUAUUUUUAUACAAAUGUUAUAUAUAUAUAUAUAUAUAUAUAUAUAUAUAUAUAACUAUAAAAUAGGAGACUCUCUUUUUUGUGGCAUAUUUAAAUUAAAAUGCUGCAUAAUUACAAAGUUCGUUUACAGCAUAUAAAUAUGCACAUUUGGAUAAUUAUAAUAAUAAUAUCCAAAUGUAUAUAGUUAAACUCAAUUAAAAAAGCGUAAAUAUAAAGAGAUUUAUUAAAACUUUUCAUACCAUUAAAAUGCGACAAAUACAUAGCAAUACUCGGAUAAUGCAGAACAGGAACACAAAUAGAUAACUUUAGUAUGUAAUAUGUUAGAAUUUUUUCUAAUUUAAUUUUGCGCGCACUGUCAAAUGUUAUAUAUAAACAUUUAAAAACGACAUAUGAUAUACAUUUAAAGAAACAAAAAAAUCAUUAAUGUUAUUAAAUUAAUUUAUGAGACUGAUUAUAUAGUAUUUUUAAAAAGCUAAAACUUUGCAAGGGAAAGUCAAUGCUACAUUCUGUUUAUAUGCGAUUGAAUCUUUAAUAAGGGUAUUUAAACCGUAAAAUCCAGGUUUGUUUUUGUACAGAAAACUUGAUAUUUUCAUAUAAGUUAAAAAAAGUUUGUUUGUACACAGAUUUUCCUUCUCUGUUGAACAAGUUAUAAUUCAAUUAUUUCCAGAUUAUUCACAACAUAAUAUUUAAUUGUGUAUUUUUCUUAGUCGUAUUUAUAUUAAUUUGUCAGUGUGAAAUGGCAAACCUAAUUCUAAAUACGUACACUAAGUUUCCUUAUUAUAGCUUUCAAUACAAUUAAUUACAUGUUAUUAGGAAACGAUUAAAUUACAAUUUGUCCAUCACUACUUUUUUUAUAACUAGAACCAAUGAGUAUUAUUUGUACAAUUUCUUACGUUUCCAAUAUUCUUAUAAUGAUUGAAAUCAAAUUUAAAAGAUAAAAUAACAAUGUAAUAUACAUAACAGAAUAGGGUAGACAUUUGUCUUAUCACAAAUCCAAAAUACGUAUUUAAAAUUUUUUAACGACAAACGAUUUAAUCGUUGACGUUAAUAAGUGAACACAAUUGAACGAAUGAGACCAUCUCUGACACUGUGAUCAGUAUUACCGAUUCCAAACGAAAAGAAUACAGAAUCACAGGUCAUAUGUUGCGUGCAGAGUCCCAUUGGAUACCAACCAACUUUGUUAAAGACUACACCCACGCGAUAAAUCUGUUUUGGAAAAAAUAGCAAUAUUUUUAUAAAAAAGAGAAUAAUAUCUUUCUUAGUUUUAAUACAUAAGAAUAGAAAAAAAACAGACCUUGUGUUUUUGUAUGUAAACAGGUCGAUUAAAUGUAAUUUCCACGAGUGUUCCAACAUUUACUUUAGUAGUAAAAUGUGUGUAUGUUAAACGACUGCCAUCAGAAUCUAAAAGAUGAGCAUACAGUAUUUCUGUAUAUGACGUAUCAGGAUCUGAAUUUUGAUGUAAAUUACUUGCCUGUAAAAAAUAAUUAAACAUACAAUGUAUACACGCGCGCGCGCGCACACGCGCACACACAUACGCACACACGUACACACACACACGCGUGAGUUCUUUGAUCAAAUCGACCAACUUAUGUUUUUUCAUAUAGAUUAAUAAAUUAACAUACCACAGUU
Vespula vulgaris is the source of this 4034-nucleotide messenger RNA. RefSeq names its product protein O-mannosyltransferase 1 (gene rt). The coding region runs from base 14 to 2380 and encodes 788 amino acids. Gene Ontology annotation, cellular component: membrane; endoplasmic reticulum. Gene Ontology annotation, molecular function: dolichyl-phosphate-mannose-protein mannosyltransferase activity. The transcript is spliced from 7 exons. Gene Ontology annotation, biological process: protein O-linked glycosylation via mannose. NCBI's taxonomy places the organism in Eukaryota, Metazoa, Arthropoda, Insecta, Hymenoptera, Vespidae. The record is from RefSeq and is a predicted model, not a curated record.